AGGCUGGUCAGGCUUCGAGGCAUGCAGCUCGGAGCGGGAGCGGGUGGGGGGAGCGAGGCGACUCUCUGGGGCGGGUUGUGGAGCUCGUUUGUGGCACUCUCCCCCUGGCCCUGAGCUGCCUCUGCGUCUGCACUUUGUACUCAGCCCCCAAGUCAUCAAGGGGGCCAUCUGGGGUGUCUGGAGGCAGAGCUGAGACUGCUGGGUGGCGCGGGGCCCCCUCAGGAGCCCCAGGCCUCCGGGCCCACGCACCCUUGGUGCUCACGUGCUUCGGCUCUGCAGCCCACCCGGCAGUCCCUCCACGUGUUGUACCUGCAGCCCCCUCGGCCAUUGCCGGCCACACCCAUGCUCACGGCGGGCUGACCAGUCCUGGAACCCCUGGUCGGGGUGAAGGUGGUCCCAGUGUUGUCCCGUUGGCCUGGCCCUGUGAAGAUGACAGGCUCAGAGACGGGCAGGGCCACCCAUCCAGACCUCCCCGGGGUCGGGGAUCACACACAUGUCCGGGUUCACGUCUGGCCCAUCGGCAGCACCAGGUUGGUCCUCUGGGGCGCCUUCUUUUGGGGGAUGUGGGUAUUUUCCCCACCCUGCUGCCACAUCUGAGCUCCCUCCUAACUCAUCUCUGUGGCCCCCCCACCGUCCCUGGCCGUGGCCCCUCUGAUGCUGCCCUGCUGGCCACCCUCACCUAGCCCCCACGGCCCCGGGAGGACCCCCCCCCAGCACCUUCCAAGGUGUUGCAUGGAGCUCCAGGUGGGGCCGGCUCGGACAGCACCCCCCGGGAUAGCUCAGGGGGCUUGACCAGCAUGGUGACUGGAGGACCAGGAACCUGGAAGCCCACUUGGUUUUGUCUGUGUGAGGUUUGUAUUGGUUCGUGAGGUCAGGCCUGGCCCACUGCCUGUGGGCGGGUGACCCGGUGCUUUGGGCCUCGGAGCCGAGCCCUGAGACGUCCCAGCUCUUGACGUUUCGGCACUCUUCAGCAGACCCAUCCCAGGCUCCCUUCCUUCCUGCCCUGCCAGUCUCCGCUGGGGACGGCCUCCAGCUCACCUGGGCUGUAGCAGCUGGGAGUAGGGGGGGAGUCCCCCACACUCCGUAGAAGAUGAGGUCUUUCUUGUGCUGGGGGCACUGGGAGGGAGGAGCCCGCUGCCUUGGUAUAGAUGGGGUAGGGGAGCCAUUCUGCAGAACAGAAGGGCUCACGGCAGGGUCUGCUCCACCACUGCCCGGACGACGCUCUAACGUGGCUGUGACCUGUGAGAGCCGCGGCUCGAUUCCCCGAGGUCCCGGCUCGUCUCUCCAUCUCGGCCUCGUUUUUCCUUCUGUGGUGGCAUGGAGGAAGUGACCUGGGGCCACCUCCACCCUGGGCAGCCCUGACUUCCCCGUGUACCUUAGGGUCCUUGUCAUCCCAAUCCGGACCACUGCUCCCAGCGGUCACCCUGACUGCAGGAGGCACUGGGAGGUGGGGAUGUGUCGAAGCCAGAGAACAGUGAGGAAGCACUUCGACCCUCUGAUGGCCAGGUGAGCCAGCUCCUGCCAGAGCCCGGUCACUCGCCCUUGGAAGCUGUCCUGACAUGCGGUAGGGUCCUGGUGGGUGGCCAGGGGUCUGAGGAAGGGACCAGACCUGGAGUCGGUGGGGCCAAGUAGGCCACAGGCCAAGUCUGGUGGGGAGGGGAAACAGGUCACCCCAGAUGCCCUGGCUGCAGUGGCUUCAGAGCAGGCCCAGGACACCUGCCAUGUGGAGGCCAGAGGCCAGUAUUGACAGACCCGGGGAGCUCCACAGAGAGCUGGUCUAGGGCCUGGUCCACGGUCAGCUCCUGGGUGAUGGUGCCUGAGGCCAUGAAGGAGGUGGCCAGCCGGGCUGGUGGGCCUAUCCAGGACCUGGGCCUGGAUGUGGGCAUUGCCCAUCAGCUUGGCUGUCAGGGAGGCACCUGUCCCACUCCAAAGCCCAGCUGGCUUCGCUCCUGCCUCCCCGUGCUCGAGCCACCGAGCCUCUGGUCCCGACAUAGCAGGUGCUCGGUCAGAAAGACGCAGUCUCCCUGGAGCACGUGGCCACGUCUGAGCAUGAGGGUCCCUGCGGGCAUGUCCUCAGCCCACACUGUGGUUCAGCUCCCUGCGGGGGAGGCAAGUUCUGUCCAUCUGCUCCCGGUGACCGCCCAGGGACCCGAACAGUGCUGGGGUGGGGGGUCAGAGAGUGAGGGUAGCCCUGCGUGCUGCUGAUCCUCACCCCCAGAUGCCUUGCACGCCAGGAGGGUUCUGCAGAGGCCACUGGUGCUGUGGGGAGCCAGCACCAGGAGCAGCUGGAAGACACCGUCGCGGCCCCUCACUCAGGGGUUGGAGCACAGGGGUGGGGUCACUGCCCAGGUGCCCCCUACCCAACUCAGCACCAGGGCCACCCACCCCCACCUUUUCCUACAUCUGCUGGAAGGCAUCACGGAAGACAUCCCCCCGGAGCAGGGCCAGGAUGGCACCAGCCGUGGCCAGCAGGAAGGGCAGCAGCCCCUGCAGCCCACCUGGGAAGCCACAACAUACAAGAAGCCCACAGGCCUGGCUGAUGCAGAGUGUGGUGCUGGCAGCCUCAGCCCUGGCCCUCACGGACACCCUCGGAAUGUCCAAGAAGACGAGCGGCCACCUAGCUGGUGGCCGUGAGCAGGUCUAUAGCUGUGAGCAGAGGUGAGGCUCAGCAGGGCAGGGGACAUCAGCCGGGUGAAUAGCCACAGCCCCACCACCCACACGUCUGCCUCAGGCCAGCUGGGCUGGGUCACUGGUUCCUGUGGCUGCAGUCCCCAUGGCCUCAGGGACACAGCGGCAAAGGGAAACAUCCCUGGCCACCUACUGGACCUGGCCAGUUCUGGGGGGCAGGAAGGGGCCCUCUUGUUUCCUUGAGGCUGGGGCCCAGCUGCAGGCAUGCAGCCACCCCCGGCAAGUACCACCCGGCAAAGCGGGAAACCGAGGCCCUGGAACCUGCUCGCAGGGCAGUGGCUGAGCGAGAAUGUUGCCCCGGGGGUGCCUGACACCGGGACCGUCCCCACACUCCUCUCUCAAAGCCGAGAGACCUGACUCUUACGUGGGCUCUGGUCAGUCAUCGGACCUCUCUGGCCCUCGGUUUCCUUCUCUGUAAAAAGGUAAAAAGCCAUCUGCAGUGGGUCUUCAUUCACAGAAUGAAUAUUCUGCUCUGGACUGGCGUCAGGGCGGAAACGGGCUCAGGGAGAAAGGGGCUGACCUCUCAGAGUCAGGAAGACCGCCAGCCGACGAAGGCUUCCUGGAAGAGGCCGCCUGGUGCAGAGACCCGUGGCAGGUCUGCUCCAGGCUCCAGGCCAGCCUAGUCUGGUUCUUUUUGUUAUUUUGCCCACACUGGGGAACAGGUGUUUCGAGAAACCGGACUGGAGACAGCCUACUGAACUCGGGGCACGGACCCUGCCGUUGCCAGGACGUGGGUCCUGCCGGGGAAACUGGCCGCCCACCCUUGGACUCAUGGAGCUGAUCAGAUUAGACGGAAGUGCGUCCACACCAGCGAUCAAACCAGGAGUGACCGUUCAUCCGACUGCUUAGCCGUGACUGGAUGCCUUCCCCGAUGAGGAACAGAUUUAGUCCUGUGAACGGGAGAAAAAAAGGCCUUUUCUUUUUGUGCAGAAUAAGCAGCCCCACAUUUGUUUUUUUCACCCAGAGCAUGACAAGGCCAGCAAUAGCCUGGGGGCAACGCCUGACAGAGAGGAAGGACAAAUGGAGGUCGUGCACGAGGAAGGAGAAGCCAGCUGCACGCCUGAGCGCAACUUGCAAAACCCGGAGCUGAGCCUCGCUGGGAGGAGACGGGAAAGGAAGGCACAUCCAGGGGGCGGGAGCUUCGUUCCAGGAAUCCUUCAUUCCGGUGAAGUCAGACUCACCCACAAUCAGCAGGGUGGCCGCACCAGCCAGCAUUCCCACCAGCAGUGCCAAAGAGAUCCUCUCUCUCCGCGUCCUCGCCGGUGUCAGGACUAGUGGGGUGGCCUGCAGAGAUCCUGUGGCGGCACCAGGUGGGGGACCCACCCUUGCCCACUGAGCCUCGUCUCACGGCACGAGAAAUGAGGCAGUGAGACGCUGUGAAGUAAGGCGUCAGCUCCCAACUCGAGCCUGGUACAUGCCCGCGCCCCCCAGGGGAGGCCCAGGCUGGGGCUGCUCUCCACCUGGGGCCCCCCCUCCUCCCGGGUGACUCCCCCCCACCCCAUUCCUGCGGAAGGAGCAGCCUGCUCCCAGCUGGCAAGGCCUCCUUUGUUUGGCUCGACUGACCUGAGGGGGUGCCGGACUCUUGGCCACUUCACUUCCGGGUUGAGGAAACCAAGGCAAAGGAGGCUCGGGUUUGGUCGAUCGCCCUGAAAGAACCACAGUGCAGGGCCCCCUGGCACCAGGGGAUGUUCCCAGGGGACUUUCCCGGGGUGUCCUGGGGCCCAGCCCAGUAUUCAGGGCCAAAAGGGGCUGACCAUGGCCUCAUCCACGUGGGGUGGGGACAACGGCCCAGCUGGGGUCUGGGUCACCCGCAUGAACAUGCCUGGGGAGGUGAGGGUGGGGUCACGUCCAUCAGCACUCCUGGCACCUCUAGCCAAGUCUGAGUGGGAGCGGGGGUUAGCCAAGGUUGGUCCCAGGGCCCACCUGGGAGGGACCCUGGCCACCCCAAAGAAGCAGGCUGGGGGGGGCAACCCGACCCCUGCCACCACAGAUGCCCCCUUCCAAGGUCCUUGCCCUCGGCGAGUGUGAGGACCCCCCCCCCCCCAACCUCUCCUUCAGGGUCAGUUCUGCCCUAGUGCCAGCUGCUCCGGCCACACCGCGUGACCCAGGGCUGGCUGCACAGCGUCUCUGUGCUUGGGGCUGACUAAAUGACCAUGCGUGGAAGACCCAGAACCUGUCCGGCUCCCCUGCCAACUCGCACCAGAAGGACCUGAAGUUGGGAAUGUGGUCUGACUUCAUUUUCUGUCGCUUGAAGACCAGAUGGACAGAAAAGGAGGCUCGAGAGCAGGCUCGCAGAGGGAGACAGAGCUCUGCUGGGGACUGUUUCCACGUCACACACAAACACAGGCACUCCAGACUGGCGGGAACAGACUUGAAACCGCAGGUCGAGCUCAGGCCACUUCGGAAGCUGCAGACCUGACGGCUGAAGUGCCUCUGUGGCCCCAACCUGGCCUUCUGGGGGUCCCCACCCUACCUGGGACAAUACUCCCUGGAAAGCGGCUCUCCACCCACUUCCACACCCCACACUGGCUGGCAAGGCCCCCUGAACCCCACUCUAAAAAUGCAGGGGAACCGCCCCAGAAUCCCUAUCCACCCACUGCCUCACCCAAGGGACUGGCAGACAAUGGCCUUGCAGGCUGCUCUGCCUCCACUGGGGUCCCGUGGGACCCCCACCCACUGUAGCCUCCUGCUCCUGCUUCUCAGCCUUGGGUGGGUGCUACCUUCCAGAGUCCGGGCUGCAGACUCACAACCGGGUGUCAUGACCCCCUGGCUGCAAGGCACCUCCCGGGACCUGUCUUGGCAGCAGCCUGAGCUGACCGUCCUCCUCUCGAGGGACCAGCGGGACACAGAGAAGAAAGCCUGCCCACCAGAGCGGAGGGCCCGUGUGGUGGAUGAAAACCUUGUCUUCUACGAGCCCUGGGAGCUGGAGGUCUGUGUAGAUGGGGCCCUGCUGGCCGCUCAGAUGGACCGGGUGAACAUGGUGCCCUUCACCUACCAGCAGCUGGGCGUUUUUAAGCGCAAAUUGGACGAGCUCUAUCCACAGGGGUACCCCGAGUCCCUGGUCCGGCACCUCGGGUACUUCUUCCUUGAGCUCACCCCCGAGGACAUCCACAAGUGGAACGCGAUGUCCCUGGAAACCGUGAAAUCUCUUCUUGAAGUCAGCAAAGGGCAGAAAAUGGAUGCUCAGGUGGCUGCCCUGAUUGCCCGCUAUCUGGUGGGAGGGGGCCAGCUGGACAAGGCCACCCUGGACACACUGGCCGCUUUCCAUCCGACGUACCUGUGCUUCCUCAGUCCUGAGCAGCUGGAGUCAGUGCACCACAGCGUUGUUUGGGCAGCCCGGCCCCCGGAUCUGGAUGCAUGCCGCCCGGCCCAGAUGGACGUACUCUAUCGCAAGGCCCGCCUUGCCUUCCAGAACAUGAGCGGGUCUGAAUACUUCGAGAAGAUGAAGCUCUAUCUGGGUGGGGCCCCCACGGAGGACCUGCGGGCUCUCAGCCGUCAGAACAUAAGCAUGGACUUGGCCACAUUCCGGACGCUGCGGCCCGAGGCAGUGGUGCCGCUGACCGUUGCCGAGGUCCGAAACCUUCUGGGUCCGAACCUGGUGGGCCUGAAGGCGGCGCGGGAGAGCAGCCCCGUGCGGGAUUGGAUCUCACGACAGCGGCAGGAGGACCUGGACAGUCUGGGCCUGGGGCUCCGAGGCGGCAUCCCCAAUGGCUACCUGGUCGUGGACCUCAGCUUCCGAGAGGCCCUCUCAGGGGGCACCCACCUGCUCCGACCCGGACCUGUGCUCACUGCGGUCCCGACUCUGCUGUGGGCUUUGGUCCCGAACUGAGCCCGCUGCUCCGGAUGCUGGACCCGCCCUGCUGGAGGCCCUGCCUGGCCAAAGCGGCCCCGGUGCUCCCUGGCCCGCCUCAAGGGGACUGGGGUUCAAUAAAAGGACACUUUCCUUCCCUGCA
Molecule: messenger RNA, 6641 nt
Organism: Prionailurus viverrinus (fishing cat)
Lineage: Eukaryota; Metazoa; Chordata; Mammalia; Carnivora; Felidae
Product: mesothelin-like
Exons: 16
Coding region: 5249-6517 (422 amino acids)
Biological process (GO): cell-matrix adhesion
Cellular component (GO): cell surface
Source: RefSeq, a predicted model, not a curated record